Phoenix dactylifera (date palm) is the source of this 1240-nucleotide messenger RNA. Its product is annotated as U3 containing 90S pre-ribosomal complex subunit. Gene Ontology annotation, cellular component: 90S preribosome; nucleus. NCBI's taxonomy places the organism in Eukaryota, Viridiplantae, Streptophyta, Magnoliopsida, Arecales, Arecaceae. The record is from RefSeq and is a predicted model, not a curated record.
CAAAUUGCAUCACUAAUAUCCUUCCGCCAUCAGAGAGCCCCAAAACCCUUUUUCCUGAACCUAAAACCUCGCUAGCAAGAGAAACCCAGAGGGCAAUGGCGAGCAAGAAACCGAAAGCUCCCAAGCGAAAGAAGCCGCAAGACCACUCCCCAUCCAAACCCCUCUCACGCCAUUCCAUCAAGAAGAAGAAGCCGAAGAAGAGCAAAAACCCUAAUCACAUACCUCUCGGCAAGAACAAAACCCUAGCCGAGAAGAUGAAGAAUAGAGCGGAGGAGAAGAAGAAAAGUGGAGAAGCCGGCAGUGAUACCGUCCUCCUCUCCACUGCUCCAGCGGCCGAGCAGCUCCGCUUCUUCCUCAACCUGUUCCAAUCCGCGAACAAAAUCAAGCUCUCCCCUCUCGAGUUGGAGGCCUUCAAAGAUACUUCCAUGGUUAGACUUGCUGAAGAUAUGGAUCAGGAUGUGGAGAAUUUAAGCAAGCAUAUGAAGGCUAUUUUCGGAACUUUGUGGAAGGAAGUGCUUUGCGAGGGGAACCUUUCGGAGGGAACAAUUGAUGCAGGGAGUCCGGCAGUACUUAUUAUUAGCACAUCUGCUUUGAGGUCAUUGGAGCUUCUCAGAGGUUUGAAACCAUUAACAAGAGAAUGCCGCCCAGCAAAGCUUUUUGCAAAACAUCUGAAAGUGGAAGAGCAGGUUGGCUUACUUAAGAGUCGAGUAAAUUUUGCUAGUGGUACACCAAGCAGGAUCAAGAAGUUAAUUGACAUGGAUGCAUUGUCCCUUUCACGCCUUGCUGUGGUUGUUCUCGACAUGCACAGAGAUGUGAAGGGUUAUUCACUGUUGACACUACCACAAGUCAGUGCUGAGUUUUGGGACUUGUAUAGAAGUCAUUUACUUCAAAGACUUCUUCAAGGUGACACACGGAUAUGUUUAUACGGAGUGAUACCUAGCGGUCAGAUUAAAAAAGUGGUUAAGGAUAAUGAAUGAUUACCAGCCUAUUUCAUACAUGUGAUUGCAAUUUGUUGCAGCGGUUAACAUUUACCUCUCCUGCAGAUUUUUUUUAAAAGAAGUUUGUUGUCUGUUCUCUGUACCUGUGUUGAAUUAAAUAUUGCAAUUCAGGUAAUCUUGUGUAAAAAUAAUAUUUUCAUGCCUUUCUGGAUUCUUCCAUAUUUCAUUUAGCUUGAUUCAUAAAUGAAACUUUAUAUAUUUUGAAAUCUAACAAGUAUGCAUGUAAUAUGUUAACUUUUGCA